UCGGACUUGGAUGCUCAGCGGCUCGUGGAGCUCCAGCUUCCUGCCGCCACCGCACCGACGCUGGCAAUGGUGCCCAAGUACACGUACCCCUAUCCCACCGUGGACAUUCCCGACCACGCCCACUACACCAUUGGCUCUGUCAUCCUCGCCAUUGGCAUCACGGGCAUGGUGGGAAACUUCCUGGUCAUUUACGCCUUCAGCAGGAGUCGCAGCCUGAGGACACCGGCCAAUAUGUUCAUUAUUAACCUGGCGAUCACAGACCUGCUGAUGUGCAUCACUCAGACGCCCACCUUCUUCACCACCAGCAUGCACAAGAGGUGGAUCUUUGGAGAGAAAGGCUGCGAGCUGUACGCCUUUUGUGGCGCCCUCUUUGGAAUCUGCUCCAUGAUCACGCUGACGGUGAUCGCCAUCGACCGCUAUUUCGUCAUCACAAGGCCUCUGACCUCCAUUGGCGUUCUGUCAAAGAAACGGGCUCUCAUCGUACUUGGUGCUGCAUGGCUCUAUUCUUUGGGGUGGAGCCUGCCGCCAUUCUUCGGCUGGAGCGCCUAUGUCCCGGAGGGUCUGCUGACUUCCUGUUCCUGGGACUACAUGACCUUUACGCCGUCGGUGCGAGCGUACACCAUGCUGCUUUUCAUCUUCGUCUUCUUUCUGCCGCUCUUCAUCAUCAUCUACUGCUACUUCUUCAUCUUCCGUGCAAUACGCAACACAAACCAGGCCGUGGGGAAGUUUCAUGGCAGCACUCACAGUCACAGCAGCGGUCGUGACUCGCUGAAGAGUCACCAUCGGCUGCAGAAUGAGUGGAAGAUGGCGAAGAUCGCCCUGAUCGUCAUCAUGCUCUACGUCAUCUCAUGGUCGCCGUACUCCGCCGCUGCCCUCACCGCCUUCUUCGGAUACGCCGACAUGUUGACUCCCUACAUGCACUCUGUGCCCGCCGUCAUCGCCAAGGCCUCCGCCAUCCACAACCCCAUCAUCUACGCCAUUACACACCCCAAGUACAGGGUUGCGCUGGCUAAGUACAUCCCGUUUCUCGGUGUGUUGCUCUGCGUUCAUCCUCGCGAUAUCCGCUCAUCCAGCAGCAGCUUUGUGUCAACUCGUCGCUCCACUGUGACCAGCCAGUCGUCCGACAUCAGCAGCCACUUCAGACAGCAAAGCAUCGGCAAGACCCGCCUCAACUCCGUGUCCGACAGCGAAUCGGGUAUGACAGACACCGAGGCUGAUCUGUCCAGUAUGGGCUCCAGACCAGCCAGCCGCCAGGUCUCCUGUGACAUCAGCAGAGACACCACCGAACUGCCCGACUUCAAACCCUCGUCCAGCUUCAAGUCCAAGAUGAAGAGCAACGAUUCGGGCAUCUUCGAGAAGACUUCCUACGACACAGAUUUCUCCAAGACAGGAGUCGGUGAGCGCAGCAGCGUUCCAAAUAGCGGAGAUUACGCAGACGGACACGUGAUAAGAGGCACGCUCAGUCGAAUCCCGAGCAUCGUGGUCACCUCAGAGACCAGCCCCUUCCUCGCCAUUGGACAGAAUGGUUCACGCAACGCCCGCACCAAAACAAACAACUACAACAACAACAGCAACAGGGGGGCAGGUCACGGGUAG
Molecule: messenger RNA, 1596 nt
Organism: Limanda limanda (common dab)
Lineage: Eukaryota; Metazoa; Chordata; Actinopteri; Pleuronectiformes; Pleuronectidae
Product: melanopsin-A-like
Exons: 12
Coding region: 67-1596 (509 amino acids)
Biological process (GO): visual perception; G protein-coupled receptor signaling pathway
Cellular component (GO): membrane
Molecular function (GO): G protein-coupled receptor activity
Source: RefSeq, a predicted model, not a curated record